Molecule: messenger RNA, 1020 nt
Organism: Arabis nemorensis
Lineage: Eukaryota; Viridiplantae; Streptophyta; Magnoliopsida; Brassicales; Brassicaceae
Source: the annotation of a GenBank genome assembly
AUGGUGUUUGGACAAGUGGUGAUUGGUCCUCCUGGAUCAGGCAAGACAACUUACUGCAAUGGCAUGUCUCAGUACCUCUCUCUUAUCGGAAGGAAGGUUGCUAUUGUUAAUCUGGAUCCUGCGAACGAUGCAUUACCGUAUGAUUGUGCUGUGAAUAUUGAAGAGUUGAUUAAGUUAGAAGAUGUUAUGGUGGAACCUUCGCUUGGUCCUAAUGGAGGUCUUUUAUAUUGUAUGGAGUACUUGGAGAAAAACAUCGAUUGGCUCGAAGCUAAAUUAAAGCCGUUUCUAAAGGACCAUUACAUUCUCUUUGAUUUUCCUGGCCAAGUGGAACUGUUCUUCAAUCACGAGAGCACCAAGAAGUUUCUCACGAAGCUGACGAAAUCGUUCGACCUUAGAUUAACUGCUGUGCAACUAAUUGAUUCCCAUCUAUGUGCUGAUCCCGGGAACUAUGUAAGCGCGUUGUUUCUCUCCUUAUCCACAAUGCUUCAUAUGGAACUCCCGCAUGUGAAUGUCUUGUCUAAAAUCGAUCUGCUUGGAAGCUACGGGAAGCUAGCUUUCAAUUUAGAUUUCUAUACCGAUGUUCAAGACUUAUCGUACUUAGAGCGUAGUCUUAAUCAAGAUCCUCGCUCUGCUAAGUACAGAAAGCUAACGAAAGAGCUAUGUAGUGUCAUCGAAGAUUACGGUCUGGUUAAUUUUACAACCCUGGAUAUUCAGGAUAAAGAAAGUGUUGGGAAUCUGGUAAAGCUCGUUGAUAAGACCAACGGAUACAUAUUUUCGGGGAUUGAUGCAAGUGUUGUCGAAUACAGCAAGAUUGCAGUUGGUCAAACUGAUUGGGAUUAUAACAGAUAUCCUUUUAUUUUCUCCUACUUUCUAACCAUUGUUUCACUCGAUUCCUCUGUUUUUUUUCGUGUUAUGUCUACAACGAAAGAUGUUGUCUCUUUAACGAUAGUGUUUCACGGUUGCGGCUGUGCAAGAGAAGUACAUGAAAGACGAGGAAACACAAGACUGAGAAAGAAAUAG